Messenger RNA from Limulus polyphemus (Atlantic horseshoe crab), 917 nucleotides. RefSeq names its product leucine-rich repeat extensin-like protein 2. The record is from RefSeq and is a predicted model, not a curated record. The transcript is spliced from 4 exons. Bases 205 to 618 code for a protein of 137 amino acids. Lineage: Eukaryota; Metazoa; Arthropoda; Merostomata; Xiphosura; Limulidae.
UAACUAAAGUCACAGCCUAAUGUUAGAAAAAUUGUAUAAGGGAGAGUAUCAAGGGGAAGAAAUAGAAUACGCCGUAUUUUUAUCUAGUAACCACCACCUGUUACCACCUUUCAAAUAUCCAAAACUGACGAGUCGAAGACGGUGGAACUUUAAAAGAACUGACCGAAGUUGUUUGAUCCCGAUUAGACCCAGAAGGAUAUAACUAUGAGUUACAAUUAUCCAGGCGGCUAUCCAACUGGAAUAAACCCUCCCCCUCCUUAUAAUCCUGGUUAUCCAUCACCUUAUACACAAGGUUAUCCAUAUCCUAUGCCACCACAGGCUUCUUCGACCAUGUACGUCUCACCACCAGGUGGUAGCACUAGUGUGACCUAUGUCACUCCAACUCCGCCACCACCGCCUCCAAAUACUGUCGUAAUUACCCAAAGACCCGUGCGGCCACAGAAUACGGUUAUUAUACAGGAAGAGCGUCAUCCCCCUCCACGGCGCGGGUUCGGAGCAGGUCUAGUAGCUGGAGCUAUUGUUGGAGGCGCCUUAGAUGCUGCUUUUCAUGGGGGACACCAUAAUCACCACCAUCACCAUCGUCCGCCGUUUCACCAUCGCCAUCACCAUCACCACUGACAUGAAAGUGGAAGGUGUCUAAGAAGCAGAAAAAAAAAUUGAUAAUUAUCUAAUAUCUCAAAAGAUAAAUACUUAUUUUUAAAUAACUAAAGUACGGGCAUUUUUAAAAUGAUGACACGAAACGAUUGUCGUAUUUGAGAUAAUUUUUAUGUGAAUAACGUCAUUUACUGAAUCAAUAAUUCUUAAAUAUUUGCCAUGAUAUUUGCACGAAAUAUUGUCGGUUUUGAAUAUAAAAACCUAUUGUGGAGAAGGAACUAUUGAAAUCUUUGUGUGUAUAAUAAAUGCAAAAAAUAUAUAGA